Sarcophilus harrisii (Tasmanian devil) is the source of this 4781-nucleotide messenger RNA. It is a transcript of the gene SLC11A2, whose product is annotated as solute carrier family 11 member 2. The transcript is spliced from 17 exons. The record is from RefSeq and is a predicted model, not a curated record. Gene Ontology annotation, biological process: metal ion transport. Gene Ontology annotation, cellular component: plasma membrane. Bases 21 to 1814 code for a protein of 597 amino acids. NCBI's taxonomy places the organism in Eukaryota, Metazoa, Chordata, Mammalia, Dasyuromorphia, Dasyuridae. Gene Ontology annotation, molecular function: manganese ion transmembrane transporter activity; cadmium ion transmembrane transporter activity; iron ion transmembrane transporter activity.
GAGCAAACCAGUUUUGCACCAUGGGGAAGAAGCGGGCUGACACAGAGGCUGCUCCCAGCUGUGAGCUAAAAUCCUAUACUAAAUCUUUGGAUGUACCGGCGUCCACCAUGACGUUAAGUUCUAAAGAGAAGAUGCCUGCUGAAGAUGGUUCUGGGGACCAUGGGGACACUGCCAGCCUGAGUGCUGUCAACACCAUCUACAGUAAUCACUCCCCUUCUGAAGCCUCUGCAUUUCAGGAUGCACCCUUCACUACCUACUUUGAUGAGAAGAUCUUCAUUCCUGAGGAAGAGCAUUCUUGUUUUAGCUUCCGGAAACUCUGGGCCUUUACAGGGCCAGGCUUCCUCAUGAGCAUCGCUUAUCUGGAUCCAGGGAACAUAGAAUCCGAUUUGCAGUCUGGGGCCGUGGGCCAGUUUAAGUUGCUCUGGGUUCUCCUCCUGGCCACCCUCGUGGGGCUCCUGCUGCAGCGCCUGGCAGCCAGGCUGGGCGUGGUCACGGGCCUGCACCUUGCUGAAGUGUGUCACCAGCAGUAUCCCAAGGUCCCCCGAAUUAUUCUGUGGUUGAUGGUGGAGGCGGCCAUUAUAGGCUCCGAUAUGCAAGAAGUCAUAGGGUCAGCUAUUGCGAUCAGUCUCCUGUCUGCUGGGAGGGUUCCUCUGUGGGGUGGAGUUCUCAUCACCAUUGCAGAUACCUUUGUAUUUCUCUUUCUGGACAAAUAUGGUUUGCGAAAACUGGAAGCAUUCUUUGGCUUACUCAUCACCAUCAUGGCUCUCACAUUUGGAUAUGAAUAUGUUACAGUGAAGCCCAACCAGGUUGAGGUGCUGAAGGGUAUGUUCAUUCCUUCUUGCCCGGGCUGUGGCACCCCGCAGAUUGAGAAGGCCGUGGGCAUUGUGGGAGCUGUCAUUAUGCCCCACAACAUGUACCUGCACUCCGCACUAGUCAAGUCCAGGCAGGUGAACAGGGCCAACAAACGGGAGAUCCGGGAAGCCAACAAGUACUUCUUCAUUGAGUCCUGCAUUGCCCUCUUUGUCUCCUUUAUCAUCAACGUCUUUGUCGUCUCGGUCUUUGCCGAGGCCUUUUUUAAUCAAACCAACAUGCAAGUGCGUGAAAUCUGCCUCAAUAGCAGCAGUCCUCACAGUAACCUGUUUCCUGAAAGUAAUACCACGCUGACUGUGGACCUCUACAAGGGGGGUGUGGUUCUAGGAUGUUACUUUGGGCCUGCAGCACUCUACAUCUGGGCAGUGGGCAUCUUGGCUGCAGGCCAGAGCUCUACCAUGACCGGGACCUAUUCUGGCCAGUUUGUUAUGGAGGGAUUCCUGAACCUGAAAUGGUCACGGUUUGCGAGAGUGAUCUUGACACGUUCUAUUGCCAUCAUUCCCACACUAUUGGUUGCAGUCUUCCAGGAUGUGCAGCAUCUGACUGGGAUGAAUGACUUCCUGAAUGUGCUGCAGAGCUUACAGCUUCCCUUUGCUCUCAUCCCCGUCCUCACGUUUACCAGUUUGCGCCCAGUGAUGAAUGACUUUGCCAAUGGACUGGGCUGGAGGAUUGCAGGUGGAAUCUUUGUUCUUCUUAUCUGUAGCAUCAACAUGUAUUUUGUGGUUGUCUAUGUUGAAGACCUGGGGAACAUGGCAUUAUAUGUGGUGGCUGCUGUAAUCUCUGUGGCCUAUCUCUGCUUUGUGUUUUAUCUGAGUUGGCAGUGUUUGAUUGCUUUGGGUUUGUCCUUUAUGGACUGUGGACAGACGUACCACCUAGGACUGAAUUCUCAUCCUGAGCUCUUCCUCUUGAACAACGUUGACACUGACUCCAUCCUCUCAAGAUGACAGCUUCAAGAGACUAUUGAAAUAAUAUUUUCAAAAACUCUUAUGCCAAGUGACCUGUUACAUAAUAACUUUGUUAGUUCAGAGGUGAGUUUUUGUUCAAGGAAUUUGAACAAAAGUCAGAGAUUUCCUUAUGGGACGGCUAUUAAAUGCCGACCGAUAUAAGUGGAGGACAGAGAACUACUCACCUUGUAAAGGUGUAAACAGUCAUGAGAGCAUCAAGAAUCAAAUGACUGCUGGAUUUUGGCCUUGUGCCCUAUGGGCUUGUGUUGUGAUUUCUGACUUUUUUUUUUAGAAGUUAUAAUUUAUAUAAUUACAUAUAAAGAUAUAAAUAUUUGAGUGGAAUUUUAAAAAUUUUAUAUAAAUUGAUGAUUGUAGUUUUUAAAACUUUUUAAUGCUUAGAGAAGUCAGAUUACACUGAACUCUCUGGAUCAGAGAUGAGAAAGGAGAAUUAAUGGGGCUUUUAAAAGCUGAAUUAGUCAAACUGAAUCUCCUUUAAAAUAAUGCUUCCUAUUAGCGCAGCUAGAUAGCACAGUGGAUAGAGCACCAACCCUGAAGUCAGGAGGAUCUAAGUUCAAAUCUGACCUCAGACAACUUAGCACUUCCUAGCUGAGUCCUGGGCAAGUCACUUAACCCCAAUUGUCUCAGCAAAAACAAACAAACAAACCAAAAAUAAUGCUUCAUAUAAGAAGUCAAAGUUAUAUUUAAAUUGGUGAAAACCAGACUAUAUACUUGGUAUUUGAAAGAAAAAUAUUGUGCCUAAUAAUCACUUCUUUUUUCCAAAGGAUCAUCUACCACUUCUUGCCUGUAAUAUUUAAGCUUUAAAUUAUAAAACAUCAUAAUGUUUGCUAAGAUCUUUAAUUUACUACUUCCAGAUGUCACAUCCCAGAUGACCAUUAGCUUAUCAUUUUUUCUGGUCAAAAGUCAAAAGUCUAAAGCCUUAAACUUUUUUAACUUGCACGGGACAUUUCAGGUAUUCUUUGGAACUGCCUACCAUUUCUGAUAUUUUCAUGUCUUUAUGUAAACACUCCAUACAGGCCCAAAGUUUGCUUCCUGUGGUUACUGGUAUUUGUUUUACCAACAGCUAGAUGUGAUCUUAAAUGUAAUCUUUCAGGAGUGAGAUUUCUGGGCAUUGUGGCAAAGUGGACAUUGACAGUGGCAUAGAAAUCAGAAAACUUGGAUUUUAGCCAUAACUCACUUGUUUUUGUGGCCUUUACCCCUCCAACUUGGUUUCAUCAUCUGAAAAGCAAACAAAACAUUUGAAUUAGAUAAUUUUUAAGCUUUCUUCUAGCACCUACAUUCUCUGAUUCUGUGAUUAUCAAUCUGCUAUCUCUUGAAAUAGAUUAGCUGAUCCAAGGCCGUUUAAAAAAUUCAUUACAUUUCAAGUCAACUUGUUUUUAAAGCAUAGUUUAAAUUUAUUCACAAUUUACUUUGUUAUCUAAGGCCCUAGUUCCCUUUGUUAGAAUUGUUAGCUUGAAUCUUGUUUGAAACUUGAACAUUCCUUUACACAUCAGAAAUUCUAGAAAUUCUUGAGUAUUUAUAGCAUGCUGGUUGUUUAUUAAUAGUAGAAGUAGGGUUAGGGGAAAUAGUUUGAAAUUUAUUAAGCGUCUGAACCAUUUAAGUGAAAAAGUCUUUUGUUUUGUAAAAUAUUUAUUAAAUACCUGUUAUAUUUCUAGGAAUCCUUUAAGCCUGGUAUCAGGUGAGCCCCAAGAUGGGAUCUCUGCCCUCAAGAAGUUUCUAGUCUAGUAAAUUGGAAUGUAAAAUUGAUUCUGAAUUGGUCUUUUUGAACUCCAGAGUUGCUUUAUGACAAUUUAAGUACUCCUGUUAAUUUUUGAAAAACUUGAAUCUAAAAUGUUCAUUUUUACAAAUGCUCAUUUCCUUUAUUAAUUAGAUUGUUUCCCUUAGUCAAAAAGAAGUAUGAGAAGGGGAGCAUCAAAACAACAAGCUUCCUAUUGGUGGCUCCUAUCAUUGGGUUUUCAAAAACAGGCUUAAAGAAUUCUUUCCAAUUUUUCCUCUUUUCCAUUGGAGUGGAGAAUUAAGAAUAAGUAAGAGUCAGUGGCAUACCUCUCAUUUUGCAUAAUGACUCAAUUCCUUGCUAUGGCAUUUUUGUGAAUCAGAUCAUUUCAAAUGCUCUGGAGUUUUAGACUCAGAAGGGACCCUUCACCCCUUGCUUUCCGUAACUGGCAUCCUACAAUAAAUGUAUUACUUUCAAAGGCAUCUUGGUUCAUUUUUAGACAGCCUUAAUUAAGGUCUUCUUUAUUUAAACUGAAAACUGCUUUCCUGCCCACUAAAGAUAAAACCUUACUCUUCUUUUAGCUGACAGUCCCUUGGAUCUGUUUGUUUGAUGAAUCAACAAACAUUUAAGUAUUUACUGUAGCAAAACUGCAACCCAAAAAGUAGAAUGCCCCUGUCCUCAAGGAACUUAUAUUCUAGUGGGUCAUAAAAUAAACACAAAUAUAAAAAAUCAAAGAAGCUACCCCAGAUAUUCAUGGGGACUAAAUGUGUCCGACCUGUGGCAGAACAUUCUGAACUUAUAUUGGUCUGAUCAGCCACAAUUGGACACACUGUAAAUUGACUCUAACAUAGUGAUGUCCAGUAUGAAGGACCACAGCCAAAAUGUCAACACAUUUUCUAACCUUAGUUCCAACUCUAAUCUUAACCCCAGCUCUAUCCCUAAACUUGUUCUGUAUAUGUACAAUGUAUGUAAAAUGAACACAAGCUAGCUUUGUGAGGGGAGUACACUAAUGGCUAAUGAGACUUUCAGAUGCAAGUGCUUCUUGAGCUGAGGCUCAAGAGGACACCAGGAAUUCUGAGAGACAAGAAUGAAAAAGGGAAUACCUUUGAAUUAUGGGAGAAAGCUAGUGAAAAAGUAUGGGUAUGGGAAUAUGUCUUCCUCAUUCCAAGCCUGCCUAACUACAUACUGAUACAACUUACUCCACUUUAAAUGCCCCCCCCCAAAAAAAAAAAAAA